AUGUCCGCCGAUGACAAGGCGACAGGCGGACAUGGUCUACAGCUUCCACCGCCCGCGGUAGCAGGGAACGGGGAUGGGCAGGUUCACGAUGAGGCCAAGCCCGCAAGUGUGGACGGAGGCGCCGCGGCGGAUGGCGAAGAAGAAGAGGAGGAGGAGGAGGAGGAGGAGGAUGAAGAGCCCAAGCUGAAGUAUGCGAAGCUCACAGCAGGCUUGACCGGCGUUUAUCGCAACAAUGAUAGCACGAGUGCUUUCUUGGCCGCAGGGGACAAGAUGAUCAUUGGCACGCACAACGGAAGCGUACAUGUGCUUAGCGCACCCAGCUUGCAGGGCUUGAGAAGUUGGCGAGGACAUCAGGCGACGGUCACUAGUGUUUCAGUGUCGCCUGUCCCACCACCGCCGACUACCGUCCGCUCUGAGCGCGGAGAGACAUCGAUCGUGUCAGUAGGUGGCCCGGCCGCAGCAGCUAGGGCAGCUUCGGUACAAGGACAGAGUCGCAGUCAGCAAAGCCCUACGACAGGCCGAAGCAGUGCACAGCAGCCUGCGUCGGGUGUCCCAAACUUGCCAAGCAACCAGAUAUACGUUGCGACUUCUUCGUUGGACGGUCAUGUAUGCAUUCAAUCGCUCAUCGAUUCUAAGGAUGUGCAACUGCGCAACUUUGCCCGCCCCGUAAACGCUGUUGCUCUUAGUCCGGACUACAAGAAUGAUCGUAGCUACCUUUCUGGUGGUCUGGCCGGGCAGCUUGUCCUUACAAUUGGCGGCAAAGCGGGAGUCAGCGCAGACGCCAAUACCAACAGUGCUGCCGCAGCGGCUUCCCACUGGCUGGGUAGCAUCGGUAUUGGCGGUGGUACAGGCAAGGAUCAAGCCUUACACUCAGGCGAGGGCAGCAUUAGCACUAUCAAGUGGAGUCCAAGUGGCAAAUGGGUCGUUUGGGUGAAUGAAGAAGGCAUCAAGAUCAUGCGUUCGCACCUCAGGUUGGGCAGCGAAGACAGUGAGGAUGCAUGGCGACGAAUAGCCCACGCUAGUAAGCCUAACAAGAAGUACUGGGAAGGUAUGGCGAGCGUGUGGAAAGCGAGAUGCGAAUGGGUCAGUGAGAAGAGACUAGAGGCCGAUCUCGUCAGCGCUGAAAACGAUACCGAAGUCAAGGUUAAUGGCACUGCAAAUGGAACGAGCACCAACAAACCCACUGUCACCGCGAAGAAGGCGAAGAAGGCGGAACAGCUCGUCGUGGGCUGGGGUAACACAGCAUGGAUCAUGCACGUCCUCGAAGGCGGCACAUCACACAACGGCCAAAGACAAGUCGGCAGUGCAGAUAUCGUACACAAGCUUCACUUCUACGACUGCAUCGUCUCCGGCAUCGCACUUUAUACUCCGACCAUGCUUGCAAUCCUGGCAUAUCGGACGAGAGACGAUGACGAUAAUCCGAUUGAAGCCAAUGAUACACCUACCAAGGGUAUGCAGCGCCGCAAAAAGACCGGGCUUGCCCCUCAGCUCAGACUCGUCAAUGUCAAGGACGGCGAGGAAGUCGACGUGGACGAGCUCUCCAUAUCUCGCUUCGAGACGCUGUCGGCGCAGGACUACCAUCUCGACACCCUUUGGAUGCCUUCUCCUCUGCCAGAGAAGGCGCUCAAAGACCAAGGCGGUCGGAACGCACUGCAAGCGGUUUGGGAAGCUUCCGGUGGCGGCUAUGCCGAGCGCCUGUUCAGCUCUGGCGCAAGCGUCAUGAGCGGCAGCAGUAGUGGACGCGACGAGAAGACUGGUCGACUAUCUGUCCGAAGCCCGCCGUCGAGCAUGCAGGGAGUGCCAGUCGCACAGUCUACCAGGCGUCCGGUAAAUUCACAUCCGUAUAUGGAGGCGCAGGGCAUCAAGUUGGUAAUCCAAAGCCCAUAUGACUGCGUACUUGCCAUCCGACGAGAUCUUGCGGAUCACCUUGAGUGGCUUGUCGAACAUGAACGCUACGCACAGGCUUGGCAAGUCGUUGACGAGCACCCAGAUAUCGUUGACGCGUCCGAUCGACAGUCCUACGUCGGUGGUUCAGAUACUGGCACACCGUCUCGCGGGCGGAACCAGAGUCUAGCAGACUUCUUCACCGACUCAUCUGACCCGCAAACGACAGCAGACGGUGCGGUAGCGCAUACGGCUGCCUCGCAAAAAGAAAAGCGAAGGAUAGGCGAUUUAUGGCUUCAGCAGCUCGUCUCCGCCGAGCAGUGGGCUGAAGCCGGCCAGAUUGCGGGCAAAGUGCUCGGUACGAGCUCGAGAUGGGAGCACUGGGUCUGGACUUUUGCACAAGCAAACAAGUUCGACGAGAUUACACCUCACAUCCCUUCGACGCAGCUCAAGCCGCCACUGCCAAGCCUAGUGUACGAGGUCAUUCUGGGCCACUACAUACAAACCGACUGCGCCAGGCUGAAGCAGUUGCUGGAUGCUUGGGAUCCUGAACUAUUUGACGUGCGCUCUAUCGUCUCCGCGAUCGAGAAUAGAUUGCAGUCUGGGGAAGUAAGUGAGAAUACUGUAGAAGACGGCGAGCCUGGCCGAGACUGGCGGAUUCUUUUGGAAGCGCUCGCGAAAUUGUAUCUGGCAGAUGGUCGCUCACGAGAGGCCCUGAGAUGCUACAUUCGUACGCAGAACGCAGAUGCGGCGAUGCAGUUGAUUAAAGAUGGUGGUAUGGUCGAAGCCAUUGGCGAUGAUAUUCCGGGUUUGCUCACAAUGAGGGUCAGUAAGGAGCAGUUGCGAUCUGCGCCGCCCAGCGAGCUCGAGGAUGCCAGCAGCGAAGCGGUGCAACUUCUGGUUGACGAAGCGCUGCGUGGAACCAUACCGCCUGCGGCCGUCAUCAAGCAGCUCGACCGCAAAGGGCCAAGCUUUCAACCUUUGCUCUUCUUCUACUUCCGGUCCCUCUGGCGCGGACCGCAGGAUCAAGAACAACAGCCUGCGCCUAGACGCAAGUUCGAUCGGCGCAUUGACGAAGGUCAUGCGCUUGUGGAAGACCAUGCCGACCUUGCCGUCCGUCUCUUCGCGGAGUAUGAUCGCGAUGUGCUCAUGGACUUUCUCCGAACAAGCGAAGUCUAUAAUUACGAUAAGGCUGCCACCAUCUGCGAACAACGACACUAUAUCCCUGAACUCGUAUACAUCCUCUCGAAGACCGGCCAAACCAAGCGUGCUCUAUCCCUUAUCAUCGGCGAGCUCGGCGACGUCAAGCAAGCCAUAGCCUUCGCGAAGGAAAAUGGUGAGCUCUGGGACGACUUACUCGACUACAGCAUGAACCGGCCGCGCUUCAUCCGCGGGCUGCUGGAGGAAGUGGGCACGGCCAUCGACCCUGUUAAGCUGAUACGUCGCAUACCGAACGGACUUGAGAUAGAAGGCCUGAAAGAAGGCAUACAGCGGAUGGUGAGGGAGUACGAGAUCCAGUACGACAUCUCCGAAGGCGUGGCACGGGUGCUUCGAGGCGAAGUGGCCGUGGGAAUGGACACGCUCCGCGCUGGCAGAAAGAAGGCCGUAAGGUUCGAAGUCGUGCACGAUCGACAUGAAGCUGGUGAUGUCGAUCUCAGCGUCAAGGAUGUACCGACGAAGGUACCAGAUGGCGAGGUAUUACCGGUCGGUAAGAGGAAGGUGGAGACCAAGAGCGUCAAGCCUGGGCAUUGCGUGGGCUGUGGUGACGCUUUCUCGGAAGACGAAAGAGAAACCCUUAUCGGCUUCGCCUGCGGUCACGUCUACCACCUCUCCUGCCUCCUCCGCGCCAACCCGGACACGGCGGACGAAGAGACCGUCGACCGCCUACUCGCCGAGCUGGGCAACAAGGACGACGAGCCGAACGAGUACAGUGGUCGCAGCGUCGGUGCCAAAGUCGCCCACGCUCACAUCAUCAAGAACGCCGUCCAGGGUGGGUGUCAACACUGCAUGGUGCCGGAGGGAGCGUAG
Messenger RNA from Baudoinia panamericana UAMH 10762, 3912 nucleotides. RefSeq lists its product as uncharacterized. Gene Ontology annotation, biological process: vesicle-mediated transport; macroautophagy; cellular response to starvation. Gene Ontology annotation, cellular component: late endosome; HOPS complex. Bases 1 to 3912 code for a protein of 1303 amino acids. The transcript has 2 exons. NCBI's taxonomy places the organism in Eukaryota, Fungi, Ascomycota, Dothideomycetes, Mycosphaerellales, Teratosphaeriaceae. The record is from RefSeq and is a predicted model, not a curated record. Gene Ontology annotation, molecular function: protein binding.